UAGACGUAGGAAAAACCAAAAUACCAAAGUCAGAUCACUUUGGCACGUGGAAUAGUCCACUGGCGGAAGAUCUGAUCGCGUGGCAUUGACGUCAUCAAGGCACGAGGCAGGAGAAAGUAAACCUAUCUACAUUCAACAUGCAAAGUGUUAUCUAAAAAACCACCAUGGAUUAUCUGAAAAUAUCUUUGAUGUUUCUCUUAUAUGUGGUGGCUUCAUGUAGCAAAACGAUUCCUAUUCCAUCUUUCAGUAAGCUGUUAAAUCACUAUCCAGGUUAUAAACAUUUUGGAGGACGCUUUUCCCACAAAAGAAUCGUUCAUACUAUAGGAUGUAAUAAAACGGACCUCUUACACGAUACCAGCGCGCUGCGUAUGUCUUUUACAUUUAAUAAGAUAGGAGGUGUAUACUCCAUUGGGUAUACUCCUAUCCAUUUAUCUAAACACGGCAAAGACAGUGUAUCUGGAAGAAACAAUCUGCAAUAUUUGUUUCAUCCUUUAGCUUUUGGACCGUACAUGGCAGACAAGUAUGGAUACCCCAGUAUCUCUGUAUUGCAUGACAAGGACCCAAUUGCAACAAAACGGAAGUUCUGGGGAAAACAAGGAAUUAUGGAAAUAAUAACGUAUACGAAAUUUGGAAAUAAACCUAAGGGGCAUAUUGCUCUCUGGAAUUGUGACCGUCUUCACCAGACAAAGGACUGGAUUACAAAACAUACGCUUCUGACCAUUCAGUUCUGGGAGGCACCAGAUUCCAGUUGUGAAGAAAAACCUCUCAUCAUUGCUAACAAAGCUCAACCUUAUCGAUUCCAGAACUGGAAAACAGUGAAAUAUGACAGUUUGAGACUAAAGGCGGAAAGCAAAAUGUACAAAUAUAAUAAAAUAUACGGCAAAAGUGCUCAAAAGCAUCAGACAUAUCUACAUAGGAAAAUGUGAAGAGAGAGAGAGAGAGAGAGAGAGAGAGAGAGAGAGAGAGAGAGAGUUAUAUAUACUGCCUCUAUUUAACAAGAGGUUCUAUUGUACAGAACAUUGUAAAAUGUCAGAACCAAACAUAGACCAUGGAUUUAUCAUAUACCAUACUGUGUUCAUGUUUACAAGAAUAAGCUGAUUUAUAUUUGUAAUUUUGUACAUAGAUUCUGAAAUUUUUACAAUUGUUAUUAUUUUUAAAUAAACGUUGUGAUCUGCAA
Molecule: messenger RNA, 1177 nt
Organism: Saccostrea echinata
Lineage: Eukaryota; Metazoa; Mollusca; Bivalvia; Ostreida; Ostreidae
Exons: 3
Coding region: 165-926 (253 amino acids)
Source: RefSeq, a predicted model, not a curated record